CUUUGAUAGUUUUAGAACUUGUCCUCCCCUUAGUUCGCCUUUGCCUGGUCUGAUCGGGUCGACGACAGACUCUCCUGGUCUCACCUCUGCAAUCAGCACUGGCAACAGAAUACGUACAACUCGCGACAACCGGUAGAAGGGUAGCAGAAAGAGAUCACUGAACAGGAGACGGUCCUAUACUUAUCCCCUGCUACGAUGGCGUCUCUCGCAGGAGGUGUCACGAAUUGGUAUGCCUAUGAGCCGGUUACGGCCGCGGCCGUGGCCGCGACAGCCCUCUUCGCUUUGACCAUGAUCGCGCACGCCUUCCAGAUGGUCAGACACAAGGCCUGGAUCUGGAUCGUCAUGGUCGUCGCCGUUGCAAUGGAGUGCUUUGGUUAUGGUAUCAGGAUCGCAUCGUCCAAAGAUACAAGCAAGAAGCCGCCGUUCGUCGCGCAGUACGUCCUGAUUGUGCUGGCGCCAGUGUUGAUGACAGGAAUUAUCUAUGUCGUCUUCGGGCGGAUAGUCUUCCAUGUCGUCCCGGCGGAGCACAGAUCGACCAAGCUCCUCUGGGUCCCUCCCCGCUGGUGCACCCCGAUUUUCGUGGGCUUCGAUAUCGCCGCGCUUUUCCUCCAGCUGGUGGGUGCUGUUAUGAUCGCCGGCACCUCUAUCACAGAUCCGAACUACGUCCAGAAGGUGCACAGAGGCAAGGACAUCGCCUUGGCCGGCGUGUCGGUGCAGAUCCUGGCCUUUGGCCUGUUCUCCAUCAUCGCCGUGCGCUUCCACAUUAUCGCGAAGCGCUUCAAGGCCGACGUGCAGAAGAGGCUGCAGCCCAUUCCCGGCGAGAAAUACGUGACGGUCGAGGGCAUCGACGGCCGGAAGCUUAAGCCACACUGGGAAGUCCUGCUCUACGUCGUCAACAUCUCGUGCGCUCUCAUCAUGGUCCGAACCAUCUAUCGUGAGAUCGCUUUUGCCGAGGGUAGGGGCGGCUACCCCAGCAAGCGCGAGUGGGUGCAAUACGUCUUCGACACCAUUCCCAUGUUUUUCCUGACCGUCAUCUUCUGCUUCACCCCUCCUGGGCGGUACGUACAGAUGAGCUUCAAGCAGAAGAAGGGGCAGGCCCGCGUGGCCUCGUCCCACGGCUCUGAUAUCGAGGCCCAUGCCCUGCAGAGCGUGCCUAAAUAAGGCAGAGUGUGAAUGCCAGCAAGAGAGGUGUGGCAACGCAGACAGGCAGGCAUGAAGAACCUUGUCUUCGUGGCAGGAAGCUCACACCUGGUGCAUAUCCCCAGCAAAUUGGAGUGUGGGAAGUCUAGAAAUGUGGAAGUCACUCUUCCCAGGACGGCUACGUAAAUGUAGAGGUCGGGGUAUCCAGCUUGUACAGUAACUUUGAUUCUGGAACCAUCUGGUUGUUUAUAUAUUUCCCCCUUGGGUACAAAGUGGUUUUGCCAGAGUGGAUUAUUUCAAGGGCCUCGCGGAGUUUCUUCCCGCUCAGUCGUACCGGAUCAUUCUUGCUGUUGAUUUUUUCUUCUUCUUUGGGAAUUCAAAUACCACGAAAUCAGAUAUUAGAAGACAGAGAAAUCGCAGUGGCGCCUUGCUAUUGAUACCCACC
Messenger RNA from Cryphonectria parasitica EP155, 1585 nucleotides. Its product is annotated as RTA1-domain-containing protein. Gene Ontology annotation, cellular component: membrane. The transcript has 5 exons. The record is from RefSeq and is a predicted model, not a curated record. Bases 196 to 1161 code for a protein of 321 amino acids. Lineage: Eukaryota; Fungi; Ascomycota; Sordariomycetes; Diaporthales; Cryphonectriaceae.